This is a messenger RNA of Lasiodiplodia theobromae, 2391 nucleotides long. Its product is annotated as Kinesin family protein. The record is from RefSeq and is a predicted model, not a curated record. Gene Ontology annotation, molecular function: ATP hydrolysis activity; ATP binding; microtubule binding. Gene Ontology annotation, biological process: microtubule-based movement. The transcript has 3 exons. The coding region runs from base 1 to 2391 and encodes 796 amino acids. Gene Ontology annotation, cellular component: microtubule; kinesin complex; nucleus. Lineage: Eukaryota; Fungi; Ascomycota; Dothideomycetes; Botryosphaeriales; Botryosphaeriaceae.
AUGGCAAACUCAUCGCUUUUCGAGGUCUACCUGCGCCUCCGGCCCGCCACCGCGGGAAGCCGCUUUCUCGAUGUCGAGGAGCCGCAGAACCAGUUCCCCGACCACAUCACCAUCAAGCCGCCGGAGAAUGACCGCCGCAAGAAAGCCAUCGAGCGCUUCGCCUUCACCAGAGUCUUCGAAGAGGAUGCCGCACAGCUCGAUGUCUUUGAAGGCACCGGCUUGAUCCCGCUCAUUGAGGGCGUGCUUGGCCCCGAGGGCCGCGAAGGCCGCGAUGGCCUUCUGGCAACCUUGGGCGUAACCGGCUCAGGAAAGAGCCACACCAUCUUGGGUUCCAAGUACGAGCGCGGCAUGACGCAGAUGGCUCUCGACGUGCUCUUCUCCAACAUUGGCGAUCUGCUCGUCGACCCGGCCACCUCGUCGUCGACCUUCCCGUCCAUUGCCGCCGCCGAUGUCUCCGAAGCACACUUGUUUCCCGCCUCGCUUUACCUCGACACCCUCUACGGGGACAGCCAUGCGACGUCUAGAGCGCAGACACCAGGACUGGUAUGCUCACCAUCAACCACCCCCACUCAUCCCACCUCAGUAGGCCUGUAUCCCAGUCUUGUACAAAAGCUCAGCCAGCUCGGCAAUGAGAAGAUAUCAUCACCUCUCAAAUCACCAUUUCUUAACAUCAAGCCUCUCGUCUCAGAGGGCGUCACCCGCAUCACCCGUAGUGCAGCAGCUAAGAUGAAAUCACCCACAAAGGACGGCAACAGCUCCUUUCUCAGCACCUCUGCAUUCCCAAGCAAGCAACGCCACCAGAUGCCGCGCCUUUCGACCAUGCCCGACCAUCCGUCUGUCGACGACCUCGCCAUCGACGUCGACCAGACAGCCGAGUACGCCAUCGUCGUCUCCAUGUUCGAAGUCUACAACGACCGCAUCUUCGACCUCCUCACCGGUGCUUCGCAGAGCUCCAAGCUCAUGAACGGCGGCCGCCGCCGUGCCCUCCUGUUCAAGCCGACUGAGCAGUCGCCCGACCGCAAGCAGGUUGCCGGCCUCAAGAAGAUCAUCUGCGGCAGUCUGGACGAGGCGCUUAUGGUGCUUGAGACGGGACUGCUGGAGAGAAAGGUCACUGGUACCGGCAGCAAUGCCGUCAGCUCCCGCAGUCACGGCUUUUUCUGCGUCGAGGUCAAGAAGCGCCACAGAGCCACCAGGGGUCCUUGGAGCAGCAGCACCCUGACCGUUUGUGACCUUGCCGGAUCCGAACGUGCUCGAAACGCCAAAACAGCCGGCGAAACGCUGGCCGAAGCAGGCAAGAUCAACGAAUCGCUCAUGUACCUGGGCCAGUGCAUGCAAAUGCAGUCCGACAUCAGUGCCGAAGGCGGCAACAAGCGCAAUGUCGUGCCUUUCAGGCAGUGCAAGCUGACAGAACUACUCUUCUCCAACUCGUUCCCUUCGACGGCCAGCUCGCACCAUCACAACAACAGCCAUCGCAGCCCGCAGAAGGCCAUCAUGGUCGUCACCGCGGACCCGCUUGGCGACUACAACGCCACCUCGCAGAUCCUACGCUACUCGGCGCUCGCCCGCGAAGUCACGGUCCCACGAGUGCCAUCCCUUACGUCGACGAUGCAGCUGGGCACGCACACUCAACAACACCACCGCCCCGGCACCAGCAACAGCGGCCGCAUGACGCCGUCGGUCGUGGCGGCGCUAGAAGAGCAGCUGGACAACACGCUCACCGAGGUGACGCGGCUGGCGGAGCAGCUGGACGUGCUGCACGUGCAGCUGCGCGACGAGCGCGACCGCCGCCGCCAGGCCGAGCGCGGCUGGCGCGCCGCCGAGGACAACAUGGUCGAGGCCGAGGCCGCCCUGCGCGAGGAGCUGUACGCCGAGUACGAAGACCGCCUCGAGCAGCUGCAGCGCCGGUACAAGGCCAGCUGGGACGAGGAGGCCGACCGCUGCGAGGAGCACUGGGACCGCAAGGUCGAGAUCCUGACCAAGGGCAUCCAGGUGCACGAGGACGAAGGAGACGACGACGACGAGGGUGGGCCGGUGGUGGCCGGCGGUAGCAGCAGCAGCAGCAGCAGCAGGGAGCAGGAUCGAGAGCGCAUCGCCGAGCUGGAAGAUGAGAACGCCGCCCUGCGCCGCCAGGUCGAGAUGCUGCGCCGCGAGCAGCAGCUGCGCAGUCCAUCGAAGAGCUACCGCAGCGCCAGCGGCAACACCCGCUUGGGCGCCGCCGACGCCGGCGCUGGGAGCGGCGGUGGCAGCAUCGCGCUGACACCCAAGGUCCAGCUGCCGUUACGCGCGCCGAGCAAGGGGGCCAACGUGCUCCCCGGCGUGAGGAAGCAGCGCGUGCUCGGAAAGAAGCGGUGGGGGAUCGAGAACGACAGCGACCCCUUUGACAGCGACUGA